Molecule: messenger RNA, 3111 nt
Organism: Symbiodinium sp. CCMP2456
Lineage: Eukaryota; Dinophyceae; Suessiales; Symbiodiniaceae
Source: the annotation of a GenBank genome assembly
AUGCAUGCUCAAGCCUUCAUUGAAAAGGGGGGAAACUGGAUCCAGCAAAAGCGCAGAUGCAAGCGGCUGACUAUGUCCUAUCCACCCAGCUAUCCAGCUUAUCCCACUUCGGCGGCGUACCCUCCAAACUAUGACCCGCAGGCUUAUGCAUACCCGCCGCAGCCGGAGGCUCGACCAGCUGAUGGUGCUCCUCCUGCUGCACCCCCCGCAGCAGCCGCCCCAGCUCCAGCUGCCGACUACUACUCGCAGCAACCUCCCCAAGCCGCCCCUCCAUCUCAGCCAGAUCCCUACUAUGAUUAUUAUCGACAGUACUAUGGCUACCCUCCUCAGCCACAGGCCUAUCCCCCCUCCGAACCGCCUGCACAGGCGGCACCGGCUGCACCAGCACCUGCUCCCGACUACAGUGCUUCAGCUUCCUAUCCUCCUGCAAGCAGCUACCCGCCCACUCCAGCUCCAGCUCCAGCUCCAGCUCCAGCUGGCUACCCUCCAACUUAUCACCCGCAGCCAGCGCCGGGCUAUCCAGCAUAUCCGCCUGCCGAGGCAUAUGCACCCCCUCCUGCCCAAUACAACGACCCAGCCAGACCACCUGCGCCGGUACCACAACCGGAUUAUAGCCACUAUGCCCAUGCAUACCCAGCUUACCAGGCUCCAGCAUAUGCUUACCCGCAGCCGUAUGGCUACCCACCUCCACCAGGCCCACCGGGUUAUCCUGCUCCCUACCCACCCCCGCCGGGUCCCCCACCUGACCGACCAAACGAAAGGAAAGACCGAGCACCGUCCCCGAAUCGCCGCGACGACAGGAAGCGUCCGCGCGAUGGCCGAGACGGUCGAGAUCGGAAUGAUCGACUCGACAAGAGACCCAAAGAGACGGCUCCAGAUCCUACCAAAAAGUUACUCCAACACGUGCAAGCGCACAAAGCUUGGAACGUGUUUUGGCUUGAGGCUAUGGAUCCACCACAGCGGCCAGCGAGCAAUCCCAACGUGACAGUACUCAUUUUGGCGACGGGUAGUGGCUCCAAAAGUCGCUCUUCUUUCGGCUUCUUAAUGGCAGCAUCUCGACAGCCACAGAAGCAGAAGGAUCGACAACGUGAGUGUGCACGUGAGCUGCUUGCUCAAGUCGAGCAGCUGCUUGCAAGCAAAAGCGAGGCCGACCUCAGGACAUGGUGCCAAGUGUCGGAAUCAGCGGAAGCAGAUAUCAACCAGGACGCAUCUUUGGACAAGCUCAAAGGCAUGAUCUCCAACAGAUUAGCCACUACUGGCAGCAAAGGAUCCCAGUCUGUGGACCUGGAGUUUAGCAAUCCCAGCAGCUGUGUGAUCACUUCCUACGCAGCCUACGAAGACGACAAUUCUGAGCCAGACCUGGCUGCCAUGGACUUUUUUGCACCUGAUUCUUCCGCCCAGCUCGCGGAAGCCCAAAAGCUUGGCGGACUCCUCAGGUUGCGAUGGUAUUUGGCCGUUGUGAAGGCCAUUCGGAAAGGAAAAGAUGACAAGAGGGGAGAGAAUUCACCAUAUCGGCCCUUGGCCCUUGGCGUUGGGUUUGCCACCGACGAGAGCGUGGCGAAGGCCCGUGCGCUGCGGGCGGCUGAGGUGCGCGCGGAAGUGCUCACCGAGGCGAUGUUUCUGAAGCCGAUCUCACAGGCAGUAGCAUUUGCGGGCAUGCAGACACUCGCCGAGCGCCGAACGGUGCUUGCAGCCUUGGCUGGAGGAGUAUCGCUGCUGGCGAUCCGCUGGCUUCGGAGUUCCAAAGUCGAGCGUUUCCGAGUGGUCCCCGGUCAUUGGUUGCUGGGCGUUCUCUCGCAACUUGGCCCGGGGGCGAAGUUCAUCACUCAGAAGAUCGAGGAGUGGUCGCUGAUGUAUGGUCAAGAAGGGGUCUUCGAGAUGAACCUUGCUGGGUCCCGUUCCGUCGUUGUGUGCUCUUGGGAGCAAGCACGUCACAUCCUAGCCCGCAGACCCUUUAAAGUAACGCGAGGUUCGAAGAUUCAAAACGCCUCAGACAUCUUUGCUUUCCUUUUCUCUUCGGAGGGGGAGCGCUGGAAGCGCGAGCGACGUGUGAUGGCCCCGCCGUUCAACGCCAAGAGUGUGGAAAGCCACAUUCCAGCCAUGGAGGAGGUCGUGCAGCAGCUUUUAACGGAGAUUGCCAAGGAUGCGCCCAAGGGAAAAGUGGACUUCUCGACGCUUCUGCCGUUGUACAGCGCAGAAGUGAUUUGCAAGACAGCUCUGGGCCAAGAGCUGCAACUGCUUGAGUCUCGCAACGCUGAGAUCACUUCUGAUAUCAAGCGGCUAUUUCAGGCUGUGCAGUUGCGGUAUUUCUCGCCGGUACCGUACUGGAAGAUUCCUGGAUUGGCUUGGCUUAUUGACAAUGGUGCAGAAAUAUCCAGACGCUUUGACCGGCGAUCUGAGGAGAUUCUGAAGAAUGCUAGUCGCAGCAGGAAAAGCAUUGCUCAGAAGUUGAUGGACAUGGAUGGCGACAGGUUUACUCACAAAGAGCUGCUUCACAACAUAACAGGCCUUUUCGUAGCAGGCACAGACACGACAAGCCUCACCACAUGCUGGGCCUUCUACCACCUUGCUCGAGAUCCGGAGUUUCAGACAAAAGUCGCAGAGGAAGUGCGGUCGCUUCCAGAUCAUGAGGUCUCCUCUGCGCAGCUGGACUCCUUUCCUUUGCUGCAGGCGCUGUGGUUGGAGACGCUUCGCUGUCACGGACCGCUGACUUUCAUGGAGCUGGAACCGGCAGAGCCUGUGACCCUUGUAGGUCGCAAGGUGCCGGUGGGAACCACGAUUCUACUCGCUUUGCGGAGUAUUUUGAGGAAUGAUCCAGAAGUCAAGAAGGAACUUGGUGACGACUUGCAUGACUUUCGUCCAUCGCGGUGGUUGGGGCCUGAGGGCCUGAACAGACAUGCACCCUUCGAUGCGCUCCCAUAUGGCUACGGACCCCGUAUUUGUGUGGGAAUGCGUCUUGCGGAUUAUGAGGCACGCCUCGCCAUUGCCAAGGUGGUUCAACGAUUCGUACUCGAGAAGUGGGAGAGGCCGCCACUGACCGAGACCAUGAGCACGGUAGGCAACCAGCCCGAAGAGCCAGUCUCCAUAAGCGUUCGGCUCAGAUCCUCCUGA